Wyeomyia smithii (pitcher-plant mosquito) is the source of this 3490-nucleotide messenger RNA. It is a transcript of the gene lama, whose product is annotated as putative phospholipase B-like lamina ancestor. Gene Ontology annotation, molecular function: glycerophospholipase activity. NCBI's taxonomy places the organism in Eukaryota, Metazoa, Arthropoda, Insecta, Diptera, Culicidae. Bases 1404 to 3320 code for a protein of 638 amino acids. Gene Ontology annotation, cellular component: extracellular region. The record is from RefSeq and is a predicted model, not a curated record. Gene Ontology annotation, biological process: phospholipid catabolic process. The transcript is spliced from 6 exons.
UAACGCAGUGUCAUUCAUUUCUCAACUCCUGCCACCGACGGUCGUAAGUUUCUGCGCAUUGCGCAAGUCAAUCAACAAAAAAAAGUCGUCCACGCGGCGUUCGCUAGUUUGUCCGUGUUGUGAGUAUUGGAAAAUUUCUUUUUUGUUCACGCUAUUCGUUUAAAACCUGCGCACAGUGAUUUCGUCGUUCAUUGUCAUUGCAAAAAGUUUGUGUGACAUCUUAGAAAAGUGUGUCUAUAAAAUCUGGUUCGGGUAGUGAAACGCUGAACGGAAGUAGGCAGACAUUCGGUGUUUUGCAUUGCUUCAGUGUUUUGAAAUAGAGCCAACCAGUGUUCAAGUUCGUGACAUUUUUGAGAAAGUUUUUUGCAUCUUUUGCAUACUAAAACGGAUAACCUGGCGACCUUAUACCUACGUCGAAGGUGGCAAUUACUGAUCAUCGUUUGAACCACGCCGCAGCUGACCGGAUACUCGACGACGGCGCCUACCCAGCAUCCAGCCUUCAAUGGGUUGACACGCGCUCCGGCGGUUGUUCCUAGCGACGGGGAAUAAAACACAGUUUGUUCGUGCCAACCACAGUGCAUACGGUCAAUUCGCAAUUCGAUCCUCCAACGGCAACGCCUGGCCGGCCGUCGCUUGCGUCUAAACAACACGGUUUUGCGAGAAAGUGAAUGGGUUAUUUUCCGGAGGGAACAACUCUACUUACCGAGUACGUAGCCAGCGUGAUCUCACCUACGUGCCUCCUCAUAUGUGAUUGCUGUGCAGCAACCUCCAGCUGUGAUUCCAUUUUGCACACUUGCGCUUGUCCUAGGCUCGAAACUGACUCCGACAAAAGUGUCAUCCUGGUUCCAUCGAAGCCAUCCCGUACCUACCCGCCGUCGUUGCCAAUAGCCGCCGGUAUUUGCUUGCUCCGCAUCCAGACCUGGCAUUCGAGAACCGCUUUCCAAUGAGAGUUGCCGAAGCGAGCUUUGGUUCGUACAAAUUGGCGUCCAAGGCAGCCCAGAGCGUCGUCCUCACCAGCGGUUGUGUGGCGACCGGUCAGCUUGGAUUGACCCUACAAUUUUGCUAUUUCUAUUUCGAAAUCUCCACCAUUCUACUACACCUGUUCAUUGGAUUGGCCCUUGUGAUUGCCGAUCUCAACUAUCGCCAGGCUUAGCUCCCGCAAACUGCCAGAGGGUGGUACCGGCAGCGUAGCGUCUGAACCAACUCAGUGUACAUCAGCGGCUUAGUUCAAAUAGUAAUCCUCCGUCCUUUCAAAUUUAAGUAAUAGUGCCAAGUGCGAAGUGUCUGUCUGCGCGUGUGUGUGUGAUUCGCAAUACAGUGUAGCUCAAUUAGCUUUAAUACAAGUACCAAACGGCAAGCACCUUAUUGUGUUCAUCAGUUAAGUUCCACCGAAAAUAGGAAUCAUGCUUAAAGUAGUCGGAGCUUCCUUGUACAGGACGCGGAUAAGCACCUACAUCUUGGGAGGUGCAUUCCUGCUCGCGUUCGGUGCCUUCUUCGUUGCUGACAUGGAGAGACCCGUCUAUUCCGGCACGUACUGCGCGACAGCCUACUGGGCCCGCAACUCGGGCUUCCGGGUUGAGUUUUGGGGUCAGCGGAAUGAUCUCGAAACGGUACCGCUCGGGGCCGUUCGUGCCUGCUUCCGGAACAGCGUGAUGGAGAGUGGCUGGUCCCACUUGGAGGUGGAAUCGCAGCCCGAAUUUCCGGACGAAAUACAAGCGUUUGCCGCCGGUAUGCUAGAGGGAGCGCUCAGCUGGCAUAACAUUUAUCUGCACUGGUCGAAUACCAUCUCUGCCGAGUGCACCCGCGAUGAUCAAUCGGAGGAAUUUUGCGAUUGGUUGCGACGAAUUCUAACUACCAACAUGGAAACCGUCAGAAAGAUGGCCGACAUGAAGGGAAAGCAUGACCAUUAUUGGUACCAGAUUGGACUGUUUUAUGACCAGCUGGAUGGGCUAGAGUUUGGAUUCCGUAAGGGUGUACGACGAUCUCGUCUGGAGUACGAGAUCCCGAUGGAGGAUUUCCUGUUGAUGAACAGCGUUGUAGACAUCCGUGAUCUGAAGGCAUACUAUAUGAACUUUUUGGAUGGCGAAAGCGGAAUGGAGUUGGAACCGAACAAAGGAAUGAUGUUGUUGAAAAUUCUCGAGAACAGCAACGGACUGGUAAAGAUUCUGCUGGGCCAUACCAGUGAUGGCAGUUACGCUUCGAUGUCGAGAGUGAUGAAAAAGUAUACAUUGAACUAUCAUUUCUCCGCGGACGCCUCGGUUGAUCGAGUAGUUCCUGGAUCGAAUAUCGUAUUCACUGGUUAUCCAGCCGCUCUAGCCUCGCUGGACGAUUUCUACAUGCUCUCUGGUAAAAGGCACAAAAUGGUAGCAGCCGGAGUUAAAAUAGAGUACGAUAAUUUGAAUUUGUGGACCAAAAUCGAUCUAGUUCGGGCGGUCUCGUUGGCACCAAGAGUAAUGGCAGCUAACCGGUUAGCUCAUAGUGGCCGCGUUUGGGCAAAGUAUUUUGCACGAAGUCCUUCCACCGGAGCCAAGCAGUGGCUGGUUGUUGAUACGAAGCGUCUGAAUAGUGGUGCAAACGUUUCCGAUGAUUCUGCAGAAACGGAAGAAAAUCUAAUGAGCCAGAUUGAAACGUUGGAAUAUGACGGACAGCGCACCGAAACAAAGCACAUGGAUGACUAUGUAGACGUUGAUUUGGAGGAACGUUUCCGGAAAGUGACAUCGAUUAGCAAGAUCAGCGACGGAGGUUUGUUUUGGGUUGUAGAUCAGCUGCCGGGACGACUGCAUGCGGAAGAUAUGACCGAGAAAAUUUUAGAGGAUGGCUACUGGCUGGGUGAUGGUGUGCCAGUCUUUAAGGAACUGAUUGAAAUAGGUCACGUGAAAACUAACAGUACCAAUUCGCAACAUUCCACGCAAGAGAAAAUCAUCAACAACAUUACCAACAUGGACGAGUUGGCCAAAUUCAUCCAACAGAGUGCCUACCGGGGCGAUCUGGACCCGCAUAACCCGACCGCCUUUGGAAACAUCGACAUGAAGUUGUUGAGCAAAUCCAACGCCAGCAACAGUACGGCCACACUCCAAGCCUACUCUGGUCCACUGUUCGAUCCCAUCAGCGAUAGCCAAGCGGUAAAGCGAAGUGUUCAAACGGGACAAAACAGCAUUCAGGAGGAGGAAACGCCUAAGCUGUUUCGUUCAAUGGCGGCGAAAAUUAGACGCAUCAAACCGUUCGACUGGAGUUCGGUGGAUGAUCUGGAAGUUCGUCACCAGGGACAACCGACUGUUUGGGACUUCCCCCGUGAGUCCCCGCACUGGGCAUGGAACUAAUGGCGGGUACCUUGUAGUCUAGUACUUUCAAAUAUUGUGCCUUAAAAACUUAGUGAACCGUUUUGUUUUCGACAAUUUACUACGAAACAUAUUUUAACGCAUAGUCAAUCAAGCUGCAAUUUUUUAUGACGAUUGCGAAAUAAAAAUAGCAAAAUGUUUUACAUUCUCCA